CAGCUUCCCCCUGGCGUGUAAAUAGAUACCAGGCUCUCAGGGCAUCGGGAGGGAAGGAGAUGUAAGAGAAGGGAGCUGCGGGAGAGUGGAAAGGAAAGAAAAGGAGGAGCCGAAGAGCAAGCAGUUGCCUUGAACACAGCAGAGUGUCUGUGUGUCAGAGUGUCAACAUCACUCCCGCUCCGCGCCCCAUGCCAUGGAUAUCAUAUUUGGCAGAAAUAAGAAGGAGCAGCUGGAACCUGUGAGGGCCAAAGUGACAGGCAGGAUUCCCACAUGGCUGCAGGGUAUGCUGCUCCGCAACGGGCCUGGAAUGCACACAGUGGGGGAGACCAGAUACAACCAUUGGUUUGAUGGCCUGGCCUUGCUCCACAGCUUCACAAUUAGAGACGGUGAAGUCUAUUACAGGAGCAAAUACCUGAGAAGUGAUACCUACAAUGCCAACAUCGAGGCCAACAGGAUUGUGGUGUCAGAGUUUGGAACGAUGGCCUAUCCAGACCCCUGCAAAAACAUAUUUUCCAAAGCAUUCACGUACUUGUCCCAUACCAUCCCCGAUUUCACAGACAACUGCCUGAUUAACAUCAUGAAGUGUGGAGAAGACUUCUAUGCGACCACAGAGACCAAUUACAUCAGGAAAAUCAACCCACAGACUCUGGAAACCCUGGAGAAGGUUGAUUAUGGCAAAUACGUGCCUGUAAAUCUGGCAACAGCACAUCCUCAUUAUGAUGCAGCCGGAAAUGUUCUUAAUAUGGGCACAUCCAUCAUGGACAAGGGGAAGACGAAAUAUGUGAUCUUUAAGAUCCCUGCCACUGUACCAGAGGACAAGAAGGGGAAGAACCCCUUGAAGCACAUGGAGGUGUUCUGCUCCAUCAUCUCCUCCUCCCUCCUCUCCCCGAGCUAUUACCACAGCUUCGGAGUCACCGAGAACCACAUCGUUUUCCUCGAGCAGCCUUUCAAGCUAGAUAUCCUCAAAAUGUCAACUGCGUACAUCCGGGGAGUGAACUGGGCCUCCUGCCUGGCUUUCCACAAGGAGGACAAGACUUACAUUCACAUCAUCGACCAGAGGACCAGGAAGCCUGUGCCCACCAAGUUUUACACGGACCCCAUGGUGGUCUUUCAUCACGUCAACGCCUACGAGGAGGACAGCUGCCUUCUGUUUGACGUCAUCACCUACAAGGACAGCAGCCUUUACCAGCUCUUCUACUUGGCCAACCUGAACCAGGACUUUGAGGAGAACUGCAGGCUCACCUCCAUCCCCACCCUCAGGAGGUUUGCUGUGCCCCUCAAUGUGGACAAGGAUGCAGAAGUGGGCUCAAAUUUAAUCAAACUGGCAUCUACAACAGCAAGAGCCCUGAAGGAAAAAGAUGACCAGGUCUACUGCCAGCCGGAGUUGCUUUAUGAAGGCUUAGAACUGCCUCGGAUCAAUUAUGCUCACAACGGAAAGCCAUACCGCUAUGUCUUUGGUGCUGAAGUUCAGUGGAGUCCCAUCCCAACCAAGAUACUGAAAUACGAUGUUCUCACAAAGUCAUCCUUAAAAUGGGGACAGGAGCACUGCUGGCCAGCAGAACCCCUGUUUGUACCCACACCGGGUGCCAAGGACGAGGAUGAUGGGAUUAUCCUAUCAGCCAUCGUCUCUACCGAUCCCCAAAGGCUGCCUUUUCUGCUUAUUCUGGAUGCCAAAAGUUUUACAGAAUUGGCUCGUGCAUCCAUUGAUGUAGAGAUGCACCUGGAUCUCCAUGGGUUAUUCAUUCAGGACACAGACUGGGACAAGAGGAAGCAGGCCCCUUCCCAGGAAGAGCAGGACGGGGCUCCAGACUGUCUCGUGGCCCCUCAGAGAUGACUGGGUUGGGGCCUGGG
Molecule: messenger RNA, 1851 nt
Organism: Odobenus rosmarus divergens (Pacific walrus)
Lineage: Eukaryota; Metazoa; Chordata; Mammalia; Carnivora; Odobenidae
Gene: BCO1
Product: beta-carotene 15,15'-monooxygenase 1
Exons: 11
Coding region: 194-1834 (546 amino acids)
Biological process (GO): retinal metabolic process; carotene catabolic process
Molecular function (GO): beta-carotene 15,15'-dioxygenase activity; carotenoid dioxygenase activity
Source: RefSeq, a predicted model, not a curated record